This is a messenger RNA of Histoplasma capsulatum G186AR, 1131 nucleotides long. Its product is annotated as actin filament binding protein. Lineage: Eukaryota; Fungi; Ascomycota; Eurotiomycetes; Onygenales; Ajellomycetaceae. Gene Ontology annotation, molecular function: tRNA (cytidine-N3)-methyltransferase activity. Bases 1 to 1131 code for a protein of 376 amino acids. The record is from RefSeq and is a predicted model, not a curated record. The transcript has a single exon.
AUGGCUCCGUUAGAACUCCAGGGCAAUGAUGACUACGAAGCCAUCGCGCGAGCGGUUCAACCAGUACCCCGCCAUCGAUCCCACGACCCCGCCAACAAUCAGAAGCGAACAGAUCCUUUCCAAUUCGGCUCGCGCUAUCUCGAAGAAGGCGACGAUGUUUUUGAAUUCAACGCGUGGGACCAUGUUGAAACUGACGCUGACUACCGCGAGUAUGCAGAACUUCAAUACUUAAGGCAGAAAGAAUCCCCUGUUUCUGAAGAAGCUCGCGACAAGUACAACGCGAACCCUUCCAAAUUUUGGAAUCUAUUUUACAAACACAAUACGAGCAAUUUCUUCAAGAAUCGCAAAUGGCUCCACCAGGAAUUCCCUAUCCUAACGGAGGUGAGCAAAGCCGACGCGGGUCCUCAGGUUAUUUUGGAAGUUGGCGCUGGUGCGGGCAAUUCUGCGUUUCCCAUUCUUGCAAAUAAUAAGAACGAGCAACUGAGGCUGCAUGCAUGCGAUUACUCAAAAAAAGCAGUGGAGGUUAUCCGCAAGGCUGAGCAUUACGAUGAGAGGUAUAUGCAAGCGGAUGUAUGGGACGUUUCGGCUGAGGGCGAGGAUUCUUUACCCCCUGGCCUAGGGCCGGACUCUGUUGAUGUGGUCGUGAUGAUUUUUAUAUUCUCCGCCCUUUCUCCUAGUGAGUGGUGCCGUGCGUUGAGAAACAUUCACCGGGUUCUGAAGCCAGGUGGACAUGUGCUUUUCAGGGAUUAUGGAAAGGGGGAUCUCGCACAGGUGCGCUUUAAGGGUGGGCGGUGGAUGGGCGAAAACUUUUAUGUGAGGGGAGAUGGAACGCGAGUAUACUUUUUUGAGAAGGAUGAACUAGCCCAUAUCUGGGGUCGAUGGAGCCCUGAAACUGGAAUUCCCGAAAGUAGUGAAAGCCGGGCCGCAGACUCGGCGAACUCAGCUCCGGAUGUACCAGAUGACUCCGGGUUUGAAAUAUUAGCUCUUGGAGUUGAUCAGCGGCUGAUUGUUAAUCGACAACGGAAAUUGAAAAUGUACAGAUGCUGGAUGCAGGGCCGUUUUCAGAAAAAGAAGGCCAAAUUGCAGUCUAGCACUUCUAGCCCGGAUACCGAGAAAGUUGAGCUUAGCUGA